Messenger RNA from Nycticebus coucang (slow loris), 1110 nucleotides. RefSeq names its product procathepsin L-like. The coding region runs from base 1 to 1110 and encodes 369 amino acids. Gene Ontology annotation, biological process: immune response. The transcript has a single exon. Gene Ontology annotation, cellular component: lysosome. Gene Ontology annotation, molecular function: cysteine-type endopeptidase activity. Lineage: Eukaryota; Metazoa; Chordata; Mammalia; Primates; Lorisidae. The record is from RefSeq and is a predicted model, not a curated record.
AUGAAUCUUUUACUCAUCCUGGCUGCCUUUUGUGUGGAAAUAACCUCAGCUGCUUCAACGUUUGAUGGCAGUUUAGAUGCACACUGGUAUCGGUGGAAGGCAAAUCACAGAAAACUGUAUGGCAUGAAUGAAGGAGGAUGGAGGAGAGCAGUGUGGGAGAAGAAUAUGAAAAUGAUUGAACUGCACAAUCAGGAAUACAGUCAAGGGAAACAUGGCUUCACAAUGGCAAUGAAUGCCUUUGGUGACAUGACCAAUGAAGAAUUCAGGCAGGUGAGGAAUGGCUUUCAAAACCAGAAGCACAAGAAGGAAAAAUUCCAAGAGCCUUCAUUUCUUGAGGUCCCCAAAUCAGUGGUCUGGAGAGAGAAAGGCUAUGUGACUCCUGUGAAGAAUCAGGGUUCUUGUAGGGCUUUUAGUGCAACUGAUGCCCUUGAAGGACAGAUGUUCUGGAAAACUGGCAAACUUAUCUCACUGAGUGAGCAGAGCCUGGUGAACUACUCUCGGCUUCAAGGCAAUGAAGGCUGCAAAGGUGGCCUAAUGGGCUAUACCUUUCAGUAUAUUAAGGAGAACGGAGGCCUGGACUCUGAAGAAUCUUAUCCGUAUGAUGCAAUGGAUGAAUCCUGUAAGUACAGGCUUGAGUAUACCAUUGCAAAUGACACUGGCUUCGUAGAUGUCCCUAAAGAGGAGAAGACCCUGAUGAAGGCCAUAACAAUUGUGGGGCCUGUCUCUGUUGCUGUUGAUGCAGGCCAAGAGUCUUUCCAGUUCUGUAAAGAAAGUGUUUAUUUUGAGUCAGACUGUAGCAGUGAAGAUGUGGAUCAUGGUGUACUGGUGGUUGGCUACAGAUCUGAAAAAACAGAAUGUGAUAACAAUAAGUAUUGGCUGGUGAAGAACAGCUGGGGUGAAGAAUGGGGCUUAAGUGGUUACAUAAAGAUGGCCAAAGACCAGAAAAACCACCGUGGAAUCGCCAGCAGCAGCCAGCCGUGUGAACUGACAGACAGUGAUGAGGAGACACUUGACUGGGGACAGCGUGUGCAGAGAAGGAACUUUAUCUUAAAACUGACCAGCCCCAACUGUGUGGAAUAUAUACUUGAAUCAUUGAAGAUCCGAGUGUGA